Molecule: messenger RNA, 2012 nt
Organism: Cucurbita moschata (crookneck pumpkin)
Lineage: Eukaryota; Viridiplantae; Streptophyta; Magnoliopsida; Cucurbitales; Cucurbitaceae
Product: protein NRT1/ PTR FAMILY 8.1-like
Exons: 5
Coding region: 229-1941 (570 amino acids)
Biological process (GO): oligopeptide transport; transmembrane transport
Cellular component (GO): membrane
Molecular function (GO): transmembrane transporter activity
Source: RefSeq, a predicted model, not a curated record
UCAAAAGCUCAGUAAUGGAGUCCCCAGUGAUGCGGUUCAUAGGUCCCACCACUUCUCCUUGUUUCUCAUUCCAAGUUUGAACGCCUCGACUCUCUAAGACUAAGGUCACUACUCAUUAUCUUCCACUUAUUGCUUUUCAAAAUUCCAUACAAAUCUCUGCAAAUUGCUUUUCCUGUCCCGUCGGUUCGUUCUGGAUGCGAUUCUCCAUUUAGAUUCUGAAACCUAACCAUGGAGGAAGAGGAUAGUAUUUACACGCAAGAUGGAACGGUGGACUACCGUGGAGAUCCUGCGAUUAGAAGCCAAACAGGAACCUGGAAGGCCUGUCCCUAUAUUUUGGGCAAUGAAUUUUGUGAGAGAUUGGCUUACUAUGGAAUGAGCACGAACUUAGUGCUCUACUUUAAGAAACAUUUGAAUCAGCACAGUGCUACCGCUGUUAAGAAUGUGGCUAAUUGGAGUGGAACCUGCUACAUUACUCCCUUGAUUGGAGCUUUUCUGGCUGAUGCCUACUUGGGAAGAUAUCGAACUAUUGCUACCUUCUCCAUCAUCUAUGUUCUUGGGAUGACACUUUUGACAUUGUCAGCUUCAGUUCAUGGUUUGAAGCCCACAUGUGUUGCUAAAGAUGAUUGUCAAGCGACGACUGCACAAAGUGCGGUGUGUUUUGUGGCUUUGUACUUGAUUGCAUUGGGAACUGGUGGGAUUAAGCCUUGUGUUUCGUCUUACGGAGCUGAUCAAUUUGAUGAUGCUAAUGAAACUGAGAAGAAGCAUAAGAGCUCUUUCUUUAAUUGGUUCUAUCUUUCAAUCAAUGUUGGUGCUCUUAUAGCAAGUUCUGUGCUUGUUUGGGUGCAAGAUAAUGUGAGUUGGGCUUGGGGGUUUGGUAUUCCAGCCAUAGCUAUGGCGAUUGCGGUGGCAAGUUUCUUUUCGGGGACUCGGUUGUUUCGGAACCAGAAACCUGGAGGAAGUCCUUUUACACGGAUAUCUCAGGUCAUGGUGGCAUCGUUUAGAAAAUAUAAGGUGAAAGUACCUGAAAGCAAGGCUUUGUACGAGACUGCUGAUUCUGAGUCUUCUAUCGUAGGAAGCCGCAAACUCGACCACACCGAUGAUUUCAGGUUCUUUGACAAGGCAGCAGUGGAGAUCGAAUCAGAUCAGAUGUUAAAGGGCUCAGUAAAUCCGUGGAGGCUUUGCACUGUCACUCAAGUGGAGGAGCUAAAGGCCAUCAUAAGGUUGCUUCCAGUUUGGGCAACUGGGAUUUUAUUUGCUGCUGUAUAUAGUCAGAUGGGCAAUUUAUUUGUGUUGCAAGGUGAUAAAAUGGAUGCUCAUAUUGGCCCCAACUUUGAGAUCCCAGCAGCAUCCCUCUCCAUUUUCGACACUUUGAGCGUGAUCUUUUGGGUCCCGAUUUAUGAUCGAAUCAUAGUUCCAGUGGCUCGAAAAUACACAGGUCAUCCAAACAGUAUAACUCAACUGCAGAGAAUGGGCAUUGGCCUAUUUAUUUCAAUUCUAGCUAUGCUAUCUGCAGCAAUCUUAGAGCUUGUGAGACUUCGAGAAGUGAGAAAGAACGACUAUUAUCUACUCGAAAAGAUGCCAAUGUCCAUCUUCUGGCAAGUUCCUCAGUAUUUUCUUAUUGGUUGUGCUGAAGUAUUUACCUUAAUAGGCCAAUUGGAGUUCUUUUACGAGCAAGCUCCCGACGCCAUGAGAAGUCUCUGCUCCGCUCUCUCGCUUACUACCAUUGCACUUGGAAACUACCUAAGCUCUCUACUCGUGACUAUCGUCACCAAAGUCAGCACUAAAGAUGGGAGGCUUGGAUGGAUACCAGACAACUUGAACUACGGUCAUAUACAAUAUUUCUUCUUUCUCUUGGUGAUCUUGAGUAUCAAAAAUUUGAUUGCUUUCCUUUUCAUAGCCAAGUGGUACAAGUAUAAGAGACCCAUUGGAACAGUUCGCUGAUUCAUGUAGAAAGAAUAAUGUAAAACAUCCUCCUCUUUAUUCUGUAUUUAGUUGUUUGCCCUACUCAUAUU